Monodelphis domestica (gray short-tailed opossum) is the source of this 2216-nucleotide messenger RNA. It is a transcript of the gene SHISA8, whose product is annotated as shisa family member 8. Gene Ontology annotation, biological process: regulation of short-term neuronal synaptic plasticity; regulation of AMPA receptor activity. Lineage: Eukaryota; Metazoa; Chordata; Mammalia; Didelphimorphia; Didelphidae. The record is from RefSeq and is a predicted model, not a curated record. Gene Ontology annotation, cellular component: AMPA glutamate receptor complex; postsynaptic density; dendritic spine membrane.
UGCAGAACUCGAGAAAGGCUGGGAAGGAGGGCGAGGAGCCUCGAAUGCCAAGCACACACGCGCCCCUCCAUUUUCCUGGCUGAUUCAUCCCCAGAAGCUACCCGCCAGGCUGCUGGAGAGCUCCGAGCCUUGGCUGCUCCUGCUCGAACUGAGCUGGUGCCCGCAUCCCGGUCAUUUCCCCAUCGCUCCCUCCCCUCCCUUCCCGGGGAGGGGUGAGGGAGUCGCUUGCCCUUACUCAGUUCUCUUGUCUCCUCCUCCUCCCCUGCCCCCCCGCCCCCCUUCCACUCCCUCCGCUCUUCCCUCUCUCCCCUCUCCUCCCUCCGGGGUGUGAAGCGUUCAGUCUCUCCGUCAGCGCUAGCGAGGAGGGCAAGCGAGCCGAGGGAGCCAGAGCUUUCCGGCUUGGGGGGCCGCCAGGCCCGAGCAACCCUCUCCCCCGACCCCUGCUAGAGAGUCAUCGUCCGGGGAAGAGGCGCGAGAGAGGGAGAGCGGGGAGAGGACGUGGGGGAAGCAGAGCAAGCAGAGAGGAGGGAAGGGGAAGGAGGCCGAAGAGCCAAGGGGCGGCGGGAGAGCCCAGCGGAGGGACCGAAGAAACCCCGGAGUGGAGACCGAGCCCGGCGGCCGCAGCGGCAGGAGCGCCAUGCCGGGGGGCUUCUAGCGCUGCCGGGGUGGCCUCCCGGGGAUGCCUAUGGCUAAGGCAGCGCCCUGGCGCCCGCCCUCCGGGCCGCCGCCGCCGCCGCCGCUGCUGCUGCUGCUGCUACUGCUGGCGUCGGGGGGCGCGCGGGGCCGGGCGCCCCUGGAGGCCGGGGCCCCCCCCAGCCCGAGCCCGAGCCCGAGCCCCCAGGCCUCGGAGGUGGCGCCGGAGGCGGCCAGCGAACCUCCUGGGGGCGCGGGGGAGCGCUGCCUGGGCUACUACGACGUGAUGGGCCAGUGGGACCCCCCAUUCCGCUGCAGCACGGGCCCCUUCCGCUACUGCUGCGGCACGUGCGGCUACCGCUUCUGCUGCCGGAGCGCGCCGCGCCGCUUGGCCCAGAGCCGCUGCUCUAACUACGAUACGCCGGGCUGGCUGCAGACCGGGCCCCCGCGUUCGGCCGCCAAGCCGGCCCCCGACGGCGCUCCCGCGGGCCCCGGGCCGCCCAACCCAGCCCGCGACCGCGCUCAUGUGGCCGUGUACAGCGUGUGCGGGGCAGUGGCCCUGCUGGCGCUCGGGGCCAUCCUCACGCGGCUGGGGCUGGACAAGGCGCGCAGUCCGCGCGCGGAGCGCGCCGGGGCCAGAGCUCUGAGCGACCUCCUGAAGCAGCCGGGCGGGUCCGGCCCGCUGCCGCCGGCCCUGGGGAACAGCGUUCAGGUGCCGAUGGGCGACGGCCUUCCUCGGGGCUCCCCCCGCAACGGUCCAGACACAAAGCAGGGGAAGGCGGCCUCCCUGGGGACUCCCGGUGCGCCCUCCCGGCUGGCCCUGCAGCGGCCCGACUACGCCGGCUAUGCCACCCUGAAGGCCUCAGAGAGCAGCCCCGGACGGUUCUACAGGCGCUUCCCUUCGGUGGACGUGCCCGUGCCCAGCACCGUGUCCCUGCCGCCCAGGGUGCCCGGGCACCACAAGGACCUGCCCCUGCUGCUGGACGGCUGCCCCUGGGCCACGCCGGGCCCCAGGGCCAAAGGCCUGAGAGGCGGCCCCCCGGGGCCCCCCGCCUGCCAGGCCUGGGCCGCUUCUCGGGCGCCCCCUCGGGCCCCCCAGGGGUCCCGGGCCCCGCCCUCCCCAGCCCCCCGGAGGCCCCCGGCCCACGUGCCCAAGCGCCAGUUCAGUGGGGAGCAGCUGGGCGAGGCCUCGGGCCCCCCGCACACCAACAGCAAAGCGGAGGUCACCGUGUGAGGGCCGUCGAAAGAGUCCGAGGGCCCGGGUUCAAAUCCUGACGUUGCUGCUUCCCGCCUGUGGGAGCCCGGCCAGGGCCCCCUCUCUGGACCUCGAGUCCCUCCUCUGUCGGAUGAGGGGGGGUCCGGGGAGCCCCCAACGCCCCAAGUCCUCUGUGCAGGGCGGCCGCUUCCCUCCCCCCACCCCAACACCAGGCCCUGCGGGGCGGAUGGACCUCCCCGUGGCCCCAGCACCCCCUGCUCCCUCGAUGGCUGCUGGCGGGGAGACACGGACAAAGGGGGGCCGGGGGGGCCCUCUGUAACCCCCCAAUAAACGGCCUCCCGGGGAGGAGGCACGGGGUCCUGCCGAG